Molecule: messenger RNA, 2127 nt
Organism: Periconia digitata
Lineage: Eukaryota; Fungi; Ascomycota; Dothideomycetes; Pleosporales; Periconiaceae
Source: the annotation of a GenBank genome assembly
AUGUCUGUAUGCACACUACACACUACACAAACACUGCGCUGUACUCAACUCCGCAUGCAUACAUGCUCUAGUAUGCAUGGAUUGCAAUCAUUACAUGGAUAUCUUCUUACUUGCAUGCGGUACCUCGCAGUCAGCUGGCCCCCCCUCUCUCUCCCACACGGGCGUAUUCUAGAUUCCAUUCCAAUCGCUCCAUCGCUGUCCCCCCGUUCGCGGCCUCUUCCGCGGUGCAAUAACCACAACCACCUGUCCAUUCAGAACAACCAGACCCAUCAUUCAUUCAUUCAUUCAAUCAGUCGGUCAAUCAAUCAAUCAAGUGUGGCGCCGGAAUCAGAUGUCUCGUUUGGGCCAUUCGGCGUUGGCGCUGUCCGGCGCCUUGGCACAUGGUCUUCGGUGAAUGAGUGAAUGACGCCUGACCACUACGGCCAUCCAUGCAGUAGGCAUGAUUGCAUGAUGGCCCUCAUCUGCUCAUGUCUCCUUCAUCAUUCCUCCGCUUCUUUGUUCCUUUCCUUCUUUCCUUCUCGUCUCCUCUUUGCACGCGCACACCGACUGUGAUCAACCCGUGUGAUGCUGCGCGUGCGUGCACUGUCGCUUGCUUGCUUGCUUGCUUGCUUGCUCUGGGAGGGAUGCCAUGGAGAAUGCGAAACCGUCCAUCACCGACCCAAACCACUUGCAGUCUGAGAGGGCUGACUCAGGCACCUCGCACGCACAAUCCUGAUACUGCCACACUCUCUCGGCACUUGUUCUGAACCCUACCGAAUUAUUCUUCUUCUACUCUCCCGUGCUAUGGCUUUUUUGGUUGUGCGCGCAGUGUGCAGUUUUGUGAUUGGAAGGAAUCAAUGGAUUCAAUGACAUAGCGCUUGGGGCUUACCUCAGCAGCCCUUGUACCACCAGCUGGCGGCUGCAUUCAAUUCAGCCCGUCAGACCGAAAGAAAAAAAACCAUGCAAAGACAGCAUCUGAACAACCACUUACUCACUCCACAUACCUUCACACGCUAGCGACCACAUCACACCCGCUGCAGCAAACCUCCAAUGCUAGCCUCGUUUCAAUUCCACCGCGACGUAAUCGCGCCUGUCCAACCUCAUAUCUUCUCUGGUCGUGUUCGCCUCCGUAACCUUGGGUAACCAACGCGUCGACGAUCUUUUUCCAAGUCCAUUCAAAUUCUCCGCUGCACUGUGCACAUCUAUCCCAUUGGACUGCCAUCCAAGCUACUCUUAGCCAGAUACACAAAUAGCACGCUGUGACUUCAUGCUUGUGCUUCACAAUUCUCCAGCCGCCUGCAUCUUCCCUGCUCCAGUUCAGUCUUCCAUCUCGCUGCAUUACACAUUGCACUUGCAUGACCCUCUGCAGAUGGCUGCAACGCCCGUCUUUCGAUAAUGCCCAUUCUGCAAUCCCCCUGUUUUGCAUCCCAUAGCAUGAACGCAUGUUCUUUGACUUUGCGACCAGGCAGGGGUUUGCUGAUGUAAUCAGCCCUGUCCUUGGUCUGCCUCUACCACCACAAUCUCGUUUCCUCUCAGUCUCAUACAGUCACUGCUCAACCAUUUCCCCUUCCAUGGUCCCCGCACAAUCUCGGCGGCGGCCUGUCCACGGAUACUCAAUGGCCAGUCUUGACAUUUGAUCGACCAACCCAUAGACUGUUUCAUCCAUCCAGCAUCUCCCCUCAACCCUCUCCACCUCCCCCCCCCCACAUGUGACAUGCUGCCAGCCCAGCCCUCCAUGACGUCUCUCAGCCCUUUUGAAACACCCACCGCCCAUUCCACCAAAACAACCAGAACAUCGCAAAACGAAAUCGGAGAAGAAAAUAAGGCACCACACCCCCUAAACCUAAGCGCCACACGCACUACCAUCUCGAGUUAGCGCAGAGCGGGUAUCACGCUCGCUCCCGCAAAAGCAAGAUCUCAUUCCCGCCUUAAUUCAAGCAAAUCCAAGAUUCAUCCAAUUCCACCCAACCUUCUUUCUCGUUGCUCUUCGAAACAAGGCACACGACACCUUAUUUGCUCCCCCAGCAACCUAAACAACCUCAAACGCGCUCGCACUCUAUACACGAACCAGUAGCCACCGGUGGAUUGCCCGGCCAAUCGCUCUCCUUUCUUUUUGUCUGACCUUUCUUCUUUUCCUAUUCGUUGUUC